AUGGAUGAGCCCGAGAAAGUGAGGGGCAGGGAGGAUGCGGCGUCGGGCCACGAGGCUGGCGGCGCCGAGGAGGCCGGGGAUGGGUUCCAGCUCGUGAUCCAUGGCAAGAAGAAGAAGAGGGCGGCCAGCGGCCAGGACUGCGGGACUGCUGGCUCUGGCUUUGGCGCCGGGCCAGUGCGGGCGUUGACCAGGGAGAAGGGAGCCGCGCCGGUGCCGGGGGCCAAGGUGCCUUUCCACGAUCCAAGCAUUCCCCGGCCGCAGGACGUGUACAAAAUCAGAGUGGAUAACUACAAGCCAUUCGAGCAUGUCUGGCUGGAGCGCAGCGAAGACGGCACCCGACAUGUUCACCCGCUGGAAAACCUACCUGUUGAACAGUUCGUUGACAGAAAUGUUCCUGACAGAGAACCAGUGAAGCCAGCUGAUUUAGAGGAUACACCAUUUACGCUGGUUCAAGAUCACAAAGGCUUAACAGAAUUAGCUAAGAAGUUGAAGAGCGUAACUGAAUUUGCUGUAGAUCUGGAGCAUAAUCAAUAUAGGUCAUUUCAGGGCUUCACCUGCUUGAUGCAGAUUUCAACAAGAACAGAAGACUUUAUUGUGGACACUCUUAAGCUACGCCUAUACAUUGGUCUCUAUUUGCAAGAGCCUUUCAAAGAUCCAACAAAGAGAAAGGUAAUGCAUGGUGCGGAUCGUGAUAUAAUGUGGCUCCAGCGGGACUUCCACAUCUAUGUGUGCAAUCUUUUUGACACAGGACAAGUAUGUGUAAAUUAG
Molecule: messenger RNA, 768 nt
Organism: Zea mays
Lineage: Eukaryota; Viridiplantae; Streptophyta; Magnoliopsida; Poales; Poaceae
Product: protein RRP6-like 2
Exons: 4
Coding region: 1-768 (255 amino acids)
Biological process (GO): poly(A)-dependent snoRNA 3'-end processing; nuclear polyadenylation-dependent CUT catabolic process; nuclear polyadenylation-dependent snoRNA catabolic process
Cellular component (GO): nuclear exosome (RNase complex); nucleolus
Molecular function (GO): 3'-5'-RNA exonuclease activity; single-stranded RNA binding
Source: RefSeq, a predicted model, not a curated record